AAAAAAAAAAAGAAAAGAACUCUUUCUCAUUGUCAUUCAUUGAUUCAUACGCACCUCUUCCACCACCACCAUAUCACAUGUUUGUUGUCGUCCUCCUUCCCAAGCACAGCACCGUUCUUCUUCUUCUUCUUCUUCUUCUUCUUCUUCUUCUCCCUCUUCCUUCCUCUCAGAAAAUGUGUUGCUUAUCUUCCUUCUCCACCCCAAUCCUCACCUUUCCUCCUCCUCAUCCUUUCUCCCUAGUGUAGCAUCGUUUUCUACUAAGUAGCCCACAAAUUCCCCCCUCCAUUUCCAGCCCAUAUCAUUUCAAUUUUUAUUCAUUUUUUUCCCCAAUCCUUUCUUUUCUUAGCUUCCGUUUUCUGUCACCGCUUUCUAACUUAUCGGUUUAGGAUCUAGGGUUUUUGUUUUGGGUUGUUCAUCGCGAUCGCUUACCUUUGAUCGCCCCCCUUGUUGGAUAAGCGUGAUUGAGAGAUUUUAUUCUUUCUGGGGUGAUGAUUUUUUGGUUUUGGUAGCUCAGCAUUUACAGUAAUCUAUUGUUCUUGAUUCGAAUUUUCCGCUUGAUCGGUGGCUGUUUGUGAAAUUUCACCCCGCUCCCCCGCCUUUCUUACGUACAAGCUGUUUUCCUGAAUUGGCGGCUAUCAAGGGGGUUUUCUGCUGUGGUGGUUCAGCAUGAAGCGGACACCAUAUUAUAAUGCUCUUUCUAUUGUCCCUCCCGUGCAAGAUCAAUGGCCCAUCAAAAAAGCUCUUACAUUGUCGGAUGUUGAUAUUACUCAUCCGUUUCUCACAUUGUCGAGGCAGCAAGUUGAUAGUCAUAUUGUUGUGCACAUGUCGCAACAGCAACAGGAUCAUUUGAGGGCAGUAGGACAAGUGGAUUUUAAUGCACGGGAUGAUGACACCGGUGAAAUGUAUGUGAUGAAAUUGAAGUGGCGCGGCAGUUACUAUAAUCUGAUUGGAAAAUGGGGAAAAGUUGUACGAGGGAAGAGGCUUAAUGUUGGUCAAGACAUUUAUAUUCGUUGGUCUAAUGGUUGUUUGCACUUUUCAGUUCCUCAACAGCAGGUUGUUACCAUGCCACCUCUCCGGAUGCUUGCAUUACCAGCACCACCUGCACAGGACCAAUGGCCCAUUAAGAAGGUCUUAACCUUGUCUGACGUAGACCUCAAUCAUCCAUUUCUACCAUUGCCUCGCCGAUUGGUUGAAGAUCAUAUUCUUCUUAAUUGGACACAGGAACAGCGAGAACUUUUGAGAAGAGAAGAACAGGUAAAUGUGAAUGCUCGAGACUAUGAUACUGGUGAGAUAUAUCUGAUGAAAUUAAAGUGGAGGGGUAAUUACUAUAACCUAAUUGGCAAGUGGGGAACGAUAAUUCGGCAGAAAGGCCUUGGUGUUGGGAAAGAGAUUAAUCUGCGCUGGAUGAAUGAAUGCUUAUACUUCUCUGUUCCUCAGGAGCGUUAUAUUGCUACAGCUUCUGGACAGGAUAAUUGGCCAAUUAAGAAGGCACUUACAUCUUCUGAUGUGGAUAUUAAUCAUCCAUUCCUAACUUUACCUGGAAAAGCUGUAGAAGAUCACAUUCUUUUCUACUGGACGCCGCAGGCUCGUGAGCAGUUGAGGAAUGAGCAUCAGAUUAAUGUUAAUGCACGGGAUGAGGACACUGGUGAUCUGUAUUUAAUGAAACUGAGAUGGAGGGGAAGUUAUUAUAAUCUUAUUGGAAAAUGGGGCAAAAUUGUUAGAGGGAAGAAACUCCAUGUUGGAAGGGAAAUCAGACUUCGAUGGGAAAAUGGGUGCUUGCUUUUCUCAGUUCCUUAGUGAUCGAUCCUGUUCAAUGGUUAGAUGUCUCGAUAAGCGUAUCUUUGUGCUCAAUCAUUUUUAACUGUACCAAGUUGAUAUAUCUUUUACUGUAUCAAGUUGAUAUGUACAUUGAUUUUCUCUCUUUUAUGCUACAUCCUUUUCAUUUUGGCCUCUUUCUGACAGUUGUGUAUGCUUCUAUCCUUUUGCAGGUUGGCUUGAUGAAGCUACUGAAUAUAUGUUUAGACUUAAAAGAAGAAAGAUUCUGGAAGCUGCAAUUCAUCGAGGUGAUUGGACAUGGGGAUGGUUUACCGUUAAGAUUAAUAUAAUGAGACUGUGCAAACCUUUAUGCUUUCUUUGUUAGUUGAAAUUAUUCCAGUGUAAUGUACUUUGUUCAAUUUAGCUUCUUUAACUGAUGGAUAUUUGCAUGAUAUCAGAUCUUUUAAUUUUUGUUCCUGUGGGCUGUUUGUCAAUUUUUGAUGGGAUCCUACAUAAUUGUUUAGGUCUUUUCUUGUGGUUAGAGAUAUUGGCUGUCCAUUUCAUUUGCACUCUUUCGUCGUAAGAAGUAUAAUCAGUCACAAAACUUCGUUUCUGUUGGCAAAAUGAGGAGUGCCAAUAAUAAUAAGUUUGCAUUGACUACUUCUUCAUGUUUUACUUAAUUGUUUAAAAAUAUACUGCUUCUGGUCUUACAGAAGAUAUUUUUUUGAUCAAUUAGAGGAGCUUAAUUGAGUUGGAUUGGAAACUAUGGAGUCCUUUUAACAUCAGAUACUCAUGAAAAGAAAACUCCUGAAGAAAUUAUUUUCCCUGGCUUGUUUGUAAGGUCUCAUGGUAUCUUAUCAUCCAAACAAAUAAAGGGCUUGGAAAGUGUAAUUUUUCAUAAUCAUGCUUCAUUUUUAGCUUCUGGAGCAUUUUGGUGGAAUGUACUGUUCAACAAUAGAAAGGGGAGAAAACCAAUAGUAUUUUCUUACAAUCUCAAAAACAGAAGGAAAAAGACCAAAUAGCCAACUUCCUGCCACCGCAAACACCCUCCCCCCCUCAGUUUCCCUGCUUUUGUUUCCUCACCAAAUAUCUUUGGGGACGUUCUCAAAAAAACGUUGUGUUUAUAUCUAAAAUAUUUAUCACCUAAAAAUGUCCUAGAGGUACUCCUAUGACCAUUUUAUUUUGAUUUUCUCGUACAUCUAUAAGGAAUUUCUUGGCCUUCUUGUUGCUAUUUGGUUCUUAUUCUUGGAUGUCGGCUUGAAUGCCAUGUGGCUGUUUUGAGUUCAUUGCUGUUUGGUUCUUAUUCUUGGAUGUGGGUCUCAAUGCCAAGUGGCUACUUGAGUAGGUAGAAAGCUUUUGCUGAAGUAUAGUGGGGACAGUUGUGCUUUCAUUUUAUGACUAUAGUCUGAAUUGUGGUGGCUGUAGCAACCGCUUUUGCACCUGUCAUAAUUGCAUGUUCCUUCGACCGUCAUUUAAAAUCCAACAUGAAUUCGGUGCAGAGAACUAUGGCAUAUGAGAUCUACUCCACGUAUUAGACCUGAAUUAUUUUUCUCACAGAUCUAUCUUCUGUUGGCAUUCAUGCAUAUCUAAAUAUAUGAGUCUUUAACAUGAAAGAAUUAUCUGACAUUCAUAAUGACUAUAAUUAAGUGUUCUACAUAGAAAUCUUUUCUAACUCCAAAAUUUUAAAGUUAUCUUGCAUGGCUGUUUUUAAAUGCAAAAUUUAAAAGUUACUAAGAGCAAAAAUAGGAAUGUGGUAUCAAGAUAGAAUGGACAAUAAGUUCCGUUUUAUCAUUUUGCUCCUCCUGGAUAUGUAGGGUGAUAUACUUUUUCUUUCCUUUUUGGCACUUAGAUUUGGAAAAUCUUCUCCCGAGUAUUUUGUAUUAACUGGGUUUUAGUUUUGUAUAGUGAGCAAUAGGAUACCCUUGCUAUGUUCUCUUUCCAUUGGUUGUUUCUUCUCAAUUCAUUCUUCCAGUGCUACUAGUGUAUGUGUGACUGAAUUCUUGCAUGCGUGUUUUGUGGAUUCUCUUAGAAUUAGUUUUUUUUUUUUGAAUUGCUUCGUUAUUACAAUAUUAGAGUGAGCAAUUAAAAUUAAGAGAACUUUCUUAUGUAACGAGUCGGUAGGGUGACAGUGAUAAGUUUAUCAACUUUUGAACCAUUACCUUUCUUUUCGGUAACAGAUUUGUUACCGUCAUCUCCCAUGUUGUCGUCAGCUGAAGCAAUUGGCCUGGGUUUUGGGCAGGAAGAGAGUUUAUGCGUUAGGUCAGGGAGAAACUUUAAUAGGAAUCUGAAGUAGCGAGGCCUACCUAUGAAAAAACAGUUCAAGAUUGAGCUUUUCAUUUAGUCCAAGGUAGUUUAUAUGAUGCUCAUAACCUUGCGGCAGCCUUGGCAGCCAAGGCAUUGGACAAAAUUAUAACCUAUAAAGUUGGAGAGCUGAAAAAUAAAUUUUCAAAAGGAAUGGUCUGGAUGAAAACUUGUAAACUGCAUACAAAUUCUCCCUGUCAGAUUGUAACUACUUGUAAAUUGUGCUUAAGAGUUAGGUUAAAUAGAAGAUUGUAUAGAUUUUAGUAAAAUACAAACACCUGGUCCUUGGCAUUCUAUGUUUGGUAUAUUUGCAACUAUGCAGUCUUAAUUCGCAACCGUCUCAGUUUGAAUUCAUCUUAACUAUCUUUAAAAAUUUUGAAAUAUAUUUGGUAAUUUGUCAAUGCAGAUGUUGUAUAUCAGAGAACUAAAGUGACAGUACUUCCAAUGUGGCUUCGCUUGCGAACAUAUUAUGAUGUAUAGUGGAGCUAUUGACUUCUGAAGAUGGUUUCACCAACUCUUCCAGAGAUUUCUGUCCUCAUUCAUCUAGCUGUACAUGGAGCUGCGGUGCAAUUUUGCAAUUAUUUUGAAGGUCUCAAGAAGUAGAAUCUGCUUGUUGUCUUGAGGAUGCAUUCUUUGUAUGCUCUACAAGCUGCUCUGUUACCUUGGAGUUGACCAGCUGUUUAUAUCCUCUGCAAACAGUACUUCCCAGUACCAAUAUAUUUAGAGCUCUAUAUAACAUGCUCUGUUUUUCAAAGACUAAUGUAGGGCGUUGAUAACAUUGCCUUCAUUGAAUUUGAGAGUUCCUAGACAUUAGUGCUCUCAAGAAAAAGCUGUUGAAGGCCGAGUAAUGUCUAUGUUACUCAAUUAGCUGAAGCUGGCAUCAACAGAUUUUAGUAGUUGAUAUAUAGUUUUUAUCCUUUUUGGGGCAUUGGUUGUUUUUAUUGAAGAAGUCAAAGGCGAUUUUAAUCUGCUGUAAAUUUGGCCUGUCAAUUCUUGGUGGAUGCUGAAUGUGGCUCUGAUGGAGUGUUGUAGAUUAUCAACCGCUGCUUAUUAGCGGUUUUGCUAUUUGCUCAAUGGAAUUGUAGUUGUUACACAGUAGGUUUCCUGGUUGUGGAGCUCAUUGCCGCUCCAUGUCUGGUGGAAUAAAAGGACGUAAGUCCGUCAGAAGCCAUGAACUUGUUCUGCUGCAGAGGGCAAUCUGAAGGGAAGCCCUUCUACAUACAUUCAAUGAAACCCGGAGACUGGUGAGUCUGAAGCUUUCUGAGAAUUGAGUUUUCCGGGAACAUUUGAUCAAAGCUUUGGUAAUAUUACAGUGCAAUGAGGCUGCUUGUUGAUGUAUCAAUUAAGCAGCAGUUUGAAUCCCUUUCUUAACUCUCUUAGAACUGUCGCAGCAAAGUAUACAUCACUCAGAAAGAGGAUCUUAGGUUAAUAUUGUUUAUCUUGUGUUUUGGAUAACUACACAUUGAAGGUUUCUUUUCUUCUCCUUAGGCUCCCGCCACCCACCCCAUUGUUUUUUGUUUAAAUUUGGUCAAUUUAUUGAAGCUGACAUCAAAUGGAUGUCACUGAUUUCUGCAAUAUUUACUAGCACAAAAACAACAAAUAUAGUACAAAGAAGAUAAGUGGUGACCAAGAUGAUGU
Molecule: messenger RNA, 5694 nt
Organism: Oldenlandia corymbosa var. corymbosa
Lineage: Eukaryota; Viridiplantae; Streptophyta; Magnoliopsida; Gentianales; Rubiaceae
Source: the annotation of a GenBank genome assembly